Molecule: messenger RNA, 5818 nt
Organism: Arvicola amphibius (Eurasian water vole)
Lineage: Eukaryota; Metazoa; Chordata; Mammalia; Rodentia; Cricetidae
Gene: Abcg1
Product: ATP binding cassette subfamily G member 1
Exons: 15
Coding region: 97-2106 (669 amino acids)
Biological process (GO): cholesterol homeostasis; transmembrane transport
Cellular component (GO): plasma membrane
Molecular function (GO): ATP binding; ATP hydrolysis activity; ABC-type sterol transporter activity
Source: RefSeq, a predicted model, not a curated record
GCAAGCGCAGCCUCGUUCCUGCAACCUCUUCCCCGCCGCCCGCAGCCUCCUCCCCGCCGCCACCACCACCGCUGCUGCCGCCGCCGCCCCCGGGGCAUGGCCUGUCUGAUGGCCGCUUUUUCGGUCGGCACCGCCAUGAAUGCCAGCAGCUACUCUGCAGCGAUGACGGAGCCCAAGUCCGUGUGCGUGUCGGUGGAUGAGGUGGUGUCCAGCAACGUGGACGACGUCGAGACAGAUCUGCUAAACGGGCAUCUGAAGAAAGUGGACAACAACUUCACAGAGGCCCAGCGCUUCUCCUCCUUGCCUCGGAGGGCGGCCGUCAACAUUGAAUUCAAGGACCUUUCUUACUCCGUUCCCGAGGGACCCUGGUGGAGGAAGAAAGGAUACAAGACCCUUUUGAAAGGGAUCUCUGGGAAAUUCAACAGUGGAGAGCUGGUGGCCAUCAUGGGUCCUUCUGGAGCUGGGAAGUCCACGCUCAUGAACAUUCUGGCGGGAUACAGGGAAACCGGCAUGAAGGGGGCAGUCCUCAUUAAUGGCAUGCCCCGGGACUUGCGCUGCUUCCGGAAGGUCUCGUGCUACAUCAUGCAGGAUGACAUGCUGCUGCCUCACCUCACCGUUCAGGAGGCCAUGAUGGUGUCUGCACAUCUGAAGCUGCAGGAGAAGGAUGAAGGCAGACGGGAGAUGGUCAAGGAGAUCUUGACGGCCCUGGGCUUACUGCCCUGUGCCAAUACACGGACGGGAAGCCUAUCAGGAGGCCAGCGGAAGCGCCUGGCCAUCGCUCUGGAGCUGGUUAAUAACCCUCCUGUCAUGUUCUUCGAUGAGCCCACCAGUGGCCUGGACAGCGCUUCCUGCUUCCAGGUGGUGUCACUGAUGAAAGGGCUGGCCCAGGGUGGCCGAUCCAUCGUCUGCACCAUCCACCAGCCCAGCGCCAAGCUCUUUGAGCUCUUUGACCAGCUUUACGUCCUGAGUCAAGGACAGUGCGUAUACCGGGGAAAGGUCUCGAAUCUCGUGCCGUAUUUGAGGGAUUUGGGUCUGAACUGCCCUACCUACCACAACCCUGCAGACUUUGUCAUGGAAGUGGCGUCAGGCGAGUACGGCGACCAGAACAGCCGCCUGGUGAGAGCUGUGCGGGAGGGCAUGUGUGACUCCGACUAUAAGAGAGAUCUCGGAGGCGACACGGACGUGAACCCAUUUCUCUGGCACCGGCCUGCUGAGGAGGUGACGGAGGACUCCGCCUCCAUGGAAGGCUGUCACAGCUUCUCGGCCAGCUGCCUCACCCAAUUCUGCAUCCUCUUCAAGAGGACCUUCCUCAGCAUCAUGCGGGACUCGGUCCUGACACACCUGCGAAUCACCUCACACAUCGGGAUCGGCCUCCUCAUUGGCCUGCUGUACCUGGGGAUCGGGAACGAAGCCAAGAAGGUCCUGAGCAACUCCGGCUUCCUGUUCUUCUCCAUGCUCUUCCUCAUGUUUGCCGCCCUCAUGCCCACUGUUCUGACCUUUCCCCUGGAGAUGAGUGUCUUCCUCCGAGAGCACCUGAACUACUGGUACAGCCUGAAGGCCUACUACCUGGCCAAGACCAUGGCUGACGUCCCCUUCCAGAUCAUGUUUCCCGUGGCCUACUGCAGUAUCGUGUACUGGAUGACGUCACAGCCGUCAGACGCCGUGCGCUUUGUGCUGUUCGCUGCCCUUGGCACCAUGACCUCACUGGUGGCCCAGUCUUUAGGCCUGCUGAUUGGAGCUGCCUCCACAUCUCUGCAGGUUGCCACGUUCGUGGGUCCCGUGACUGCCAUCCCCGUCCUGCUCUUCUCGGGAUUCUUCGUCAGUUUUGACACGAUCCCAGCCUACUUGCAGUGGAUGUCCUAUAUCUCCUACGUCAGAUAUGGCUUCGAGGGGGUCAUCCUCUCCAUCUAUGGCUUGGACCGAGAGGAUCUGCACUGCGACAUUGCUGAGACCUGCCACUUCCAGAAGUCAGAGGCCAUCCUGAGGGAGUUGGAUGUGGAGAACGCCAAACUGUACCUGGACUUCAUCGUCUUAGGGAUCUUCUUCGUCUCCCUGCGACUCAUUGCCUAUUUUGUCCUGAGAUACAAAAUCCGGGCCGAGAGGUAAAACACCUGCAGGCCGGCAAGGAGGCAAUGCAGACAUUGUGACCAAGGGCACUGCUGGGAGGCAGCGGUGUGCCUGCUCCUGGUGACACAGACUCUCCCAACCCAACCUGGAGGCCAUGCAGGUCGAUGGCGACCAGUGCUCAGCGCCUCUGCCCACCGGGUUGGAACUGUUCGUUUCCUUUUCUAGCUUUAACUAGGAAGAUGUAGGACGGUUGGGAUUUUAUAUAUAUAUAUAUAUGCAGGAUUUAAAACACAACUGAUACAGAAUGUCAUCCUGUGAUCCAGCUGGGGACAAGAGGCUUCCUCAGUAGGUUCCUGCUGGAGUCCAGGACACCUUGGCCUGGAGGAGGAGUGCUGGCCACAUUGGUCCCCAGAGAGGUGGACAUCUUGGGAGGGGAUAAGUCCACAGACGGUGGGACUCCACUUGAUGACUGUCGUUUGUUUCUUCUUUUCUAAAGUUCGUCUCCUUUCUGAUGAAGUCACUUUCCGAGCCAAAGUCGAUAAAUUUCAUUUAUUUUGAGAGACUGUAUCUUUUCCAGUGCUCCAGGACUGGUUCAGGGUAGGAAAGGUGUGUUUUGCUUAGAAAUAGAUGAGUCCCACCUAGCCACCGAGUGAGGCUCACAGCCACAACCACCGAAGGUCAAACGUGGGCUCCAGGCGAGGGAGACCCCCACACACACCAGCUGCGCUGGGCCAGCAGGGACGAAGAGCCAUGCCAACAGUAUGGAGCGGGAUGUUGGCAGGCUAUUUCCAGACCUUUCUUUUUCACAUGCUUCUAUUUUAAGCAAAAUAGAUGAUUUCUUCUAUAGUUUUCUGGCCACUUUCAUUUUGCCCAAGAAGUACAUAGAUCGACCUUGUCGGUUUUUAAAGACCAUUUUCCCCUUUCUCCAUGAAUCACGUUAACUACCUCCACUGAGCCUGGGAAGCCGGCCUGGGGACACAUUGGGUGUGGCCCUUGAAAUACGAGGGCACGUGCAGUGAGGGUGUCAGUGAGGGGCAGGCCGGCUAAGUGGAAGGGGAGGUGCCAUGGAUGUCCCCUUUAGGACACGCAGCUGCUUGCUUCUGGAGCACCGCCGUCCUAGGAUGGAGCCUCCUGCAAAAGCCUAUAUUUUUGUGGGUAGGCCCAUUUACCCCAUGAGCCUUGGUUUCCAUACCUGUAAGUAAUUGCACUAGGUCAUGUUCUGACAGGUCCUGAGAUUCCUCGGUUGUGGCCUUGAAGCUUUCUUAUCUUCCUUGUAGAGAAUGAUAAGGGUCCGAAUUUUACUUAAACGCAUGGAUGUGCUUUGAAAAUAUUUAGAGAUUCUUUUUAUUUUUUUCACUCCUAGAUCUUUUAUAGAGAAGACAAAUGAAAUGCAUAUUACAAUGUAAUUUUCAGUUUGCUCGUUCUAUACAAACAUGGCACUGCCUUCUACAUUCAGCUUUUAACCAGGGACACAAUUCGCUUUUAUAAAAUGUCUUCAUUAAAAAAAAAAGUCUUGAUUUAAUUUCAUGAUGUUAGGCAUUGCAUUGACUCCAGAGAGGAACUGUGGGCUGUCAGCUGGCAAAGCGCAAGUUUAAAGGAAUGGGAGUCGGGCGGUCACUUCGAAGUCAGUGCCAAAGAACCCAUGCCUCCCCUGUCUCCACUGACGGCUCAGUGUAAUGGCUCAUGUUUGGCAAGAUGUGCCAGGGGCUGGGUUUCUGCACUGAGACUGCUCUGCUGUCAAUCAAAGAGGUAGAGUGGUCCAUGUUUCAUGUCUGGGAGAGUGUCUCACCCUCUGGAAGAGUUCUUGCGUGUCCAGGUUCUCCUCGCCACUGUGAGCAGCUGGUCACCACCCCUAAGUCAGUGAGGGUGUGUUGGGGUCCCUCCAUAGAGCAGAGUCUGAGCUGAUGCUACAAGAGCUGGUUCGCUGCUGAUGGGCAGGGUGACGAGGGUAGUUGCUAAAGAAUGUUGACCAGAACGGGCAAGAGAUCAGAAGUCACCUCACGGGACAGCAUUGCUCACUUGUUCUGCAGACUUGAGGAAGGCUGACAGCCAUUCUAGGGGAAGCUACAUCCUUGUCCCUCAUCCAGCGUCCACAGACGCCCUUACCACCUUACAUAUUGGACUCCAGAGAUGCAGUCUGGACUUCUUCCUCUUCCCGCUUGUCUCUGUCAUGGUAGGAGGUAUCCGGCAGUGUGUCCUUCCUGACACUGAUGUUUGAGUCAGACUUCCCUUGCAGUUGGGUUCCAUGUGGCUCUGAGGACCCGGGCCUCCCUUUUAUCUCUGGUUACGUUCCUUCAGUUGAAGGGAGGAUUCCGCCAGGUUAAAGGCCGUAUCCCUCCUCAUGUUAGCAGAGGUAAAACACGAAAGUUCAAAGACUGCAUUUGCAGAGACCUCAUCAGAGAGUGAGGCCUGCGGGGCCCUGCCAGGCUGGGGUUCAGGAAAGGCUGGACGCAAGGGUGGGGCUGCCAUCCUCUGUCCAGCCCCCCUCCUUUGUCCAUCCUGUCCCACUCCCCCACCCCAGCCUCUCCUGCUUCCUGUUAUACCCUUUGUCAAGAGAGAGUUGAACUGGGGGGAGGGGGCGGGGUGAGCCUGUGAGCACUGCAUACAUAAUAGGAGCCAGACUCUCCCUUCCUCACCUGGGGGUGGGGAGGGGCACCAUUAGGACCAGAAAAUGGAGCAUACAACUUUUUAGUAAAAACCCAUCUUAGAAGCCUAAAGAAAGGUCAUUUUAUCAGCCUGAGGCCAGGGACAGACAACAUCCACAAAGCAGAAAAUGCCUCUGGGUGUGUCUGUGAGAACGGAAAACCAGUGUGGAGGUGAGACCCUCCUAGCCUUGGGAGUGUCUGGGCACAGCGCAACGCCUUCCGCUUCUCUAUCUUGUGUUCAUCCAUCACUCCCUCACUGAUCUGCUUUCCCCAUGUUGUUUCAAGCCCUCGGGCAGGGCAGGGACCUUCCUCAGGCCUUGCCCCAGUGGGCAGCUGCUUCACUCUCCUUAUCCAGGUAGGACUGAGGCAGGGAGGUGCUGGCAUGAUGCUGAGGGGCAUCAGAGUCCGUGUCACACACCAGAGUCCACGCUGUCUGGCUUUUCCAGCUGUCAUUGUUCCAACGGUGCAAACAGACCGGAAGUGCUUAGACUCGUGCAAAGUGCAGCACCAUUGCAGUGGCUGCCUCCUCAGCCAUUCUACCGCUAAGAGAAGGCCAAGACAAGAGGCUAGUCUGCUCUUUGUCUGAGGGACUCGCAUCUAAGUGCCCAUGAUGAAUUGUUCUAGCCCGCCCAGGGGUUGACCUCGCCUGUGUCUUAGUGGCAAUAGACCUGUUCUUUCCUGUCUGAGCUUCCCAAGGCAACACUAGUGGGCCACUUCAGGUCAGAGAGACUGGCGUCCAUGCGCUUCGGCUUCCGUGUCGAUACAUGAGUUUGCACAUACACACAUGUGCACACAUGCAGGCCUGCUCCCACACAUGUUGGAUAGUGUUAUUCUAUGGCUCUCCCUGCGUGUCAGUAGCACACCAGCCUCCAGGUCCUUCCCCAUCACGUUACUGCAUGGAGGAAAGACAAAAUUCAUCCAAGCCUGUGGCACAGAUGAACGUCCCGUGGAAAAUCCAUCAAGGCUAUUGAGAAACACCAGCUGAAUGGGAAUGCAACGGAAAGGCAAGCAGAACCCAGCAGGGGAGCUCGAGGAGUGGACUGUGUCAAUAUAAAGUUAGAUACUUGGAAGAAAUAAAGACUGCUAAUAAAAUAUUUUAUAUAUAA